AUGGUAGAGGGGGCACCCCUGCCGGCCUUCCGGCACUGGGACCACCCAUGGGUCCAGAGCCUUAGGCCGGAGAGCCUCCUGUUUGUGUCCACCAUGGAUGGGAGUCUCCACGCACUGAAUCCAGUUAUCCGAGGACCAAUGUAUGUCACAGAGAUGGCCUUUCUCUCAGAUCCAACUGAUGGCAGCCUAUAUAUCUUGGGGACCCAGAAACAACAAGGAUUAAUGAAGCUGCCCUUCACCAUCCCUGAGCUGGUUCUUGCCUCCCCUUGCCGGAGCUCCGAUGGGGUCUUCUACACAGGCCGGAAGCAGGACGCCUGGUUUGUGGUGGAUCCUGAGUCAGGGGACACCCAGAUGACUCUGACCACCGAAGGUCCCUCAACCCCUCGCCUCUACAUAGGCCGGACACAGUACACAGUUACCAUGCAUGACCCAAGAACCCCGACACUACACUGGAACACUACCUACCGCCGAUAUUCUGCACCCCCCAUGGAUGGCUCAUCUGGAAAAUACAUGAGCCACUUGGCCUCCUGCGGGAUGGGUCUGCUGCUGACCGUGGACCCUGGAAGUGGAGCGGUGCUAUGGACCCAGGACUUGGGCGUGCCUGUGACGGGCAUCUACACCUGGCACCAGGACAGCCUCCGCCAACUGCCCCACCUUACCCUUGCCCGGGACACCCUGCACUUCCUCGUCCUCCGUUGGGGCCACAUUCAGUUGCCUGCUUCAGGCCCGCAAGGCAUGGACACUCACUUCUCUGCUUUGGACACCCAGCUGCUGAUGACGCUGUAUGUGGGAAAGGAUGAAGCUGGCUUCUAUGUCUCUAAAGCACUGGUCCACACAGGGGUGGCCCUCGUGCCUCGUGGACUGACCUUGGCUCCCACAGAUGGCCCCACCACAGAUGAGGUGACACUCCAAGUCUCGGGAGAGCGAGGGGGCUCACCCAGCACUGCUGUCAGAUACCCCUCGGGCAGCGUGGCCCUCCCCAGUCAGUGGCUGCUCAUUGGACACCAUGAGCCACCUCCAGUGUUACACACCACCAUGCUGAGGGUCCAUUCAACCCCACAGAGUCAGACUGCUGAGAGCAGCCCCCUGGAGAGCACCCAGGCCCCCGCCCUCUUCUUGGAGCUCCUGAGAAUGCAUGGAGAAGAGCCUUGGAACCUGGAGCUGCAUCCUGAAGAGAAGCCCCCAGAGCUGUAUCCACAGCUGGGCCCCCAAGACCUGUUGGCAGCCAGCCUCACUGCUGUCCUCCUGGGAGGGUGGAUUUUCUUCCUGAUGAGGCAGCAGCAGCUGGCAGAAAAGCGGCAGCAGGCACCCCUGACACCGGCAGACCCUUCUCACAUCCCACAGCAUGCUUCCACCCAGCCCUCAGGGACUGCCCCACCGGACCAGCACUCGGAGCAAAUCCAACCACUCAAGGACCCUGAAGCAGAGCAACUCACGGUGGUAGGGAAGAUUUCCUUCAACCCCAAGGAUGUGCUGGGCCGAGGGGCCAGCGGCACGUUCGUGUUCCGGGGACAGUUUGAGGGGCGGGCAGUGGCUGUCAAGCGGCUCCUUCGGGAAUGCUUUGGCCUUGUCCAGCGUGAGGUGCAGCUGCUGCAGGAGUCCGACCGGCACCCCAACGUCCUCCGCUACUUCUGUACAGAGCGGGGGCCACAGUUCCACUACAUUGCCCUAGAACUCUGCCAGGCCUCAUUGCAGGAGUAUGUGGAGGCCCCCAACCUGGACCUCUGGGGCCUGGAGCCUGACGUAGUGCUGCAACAGCUGAUGUCUGGCCUGGCCCAUCUGCACUCCUUGUGCAUAGUGCACCGAGACCUGAAGCCGGGCAACAUUCUCAUCACAAGGCCUGACACCCAAGGCCAAGGCAGGGUGGUCCUCUCGGACUUUGGCCUCUGCAAGAAGCUGCCCGCUGGUCGCCAGAGCUUCAGCCUCCGCUCGGGCAUCCCUGGCACAGAGGGCUGGAUGGCACCCGAACUCCUUCAGCUCCCAACCCCCGAGAGCCCGACCAGCGCAGUGGACAUCUUCUCAGCCGGCUGUGUGUUCUACUAUGUUCUGUCUGGUGGCAGUCACCCCUUUGGAGGGACUCUGUAUCGCCAGGCCAACAUCCUCGCAGGGACCCCUUGCCUGGCUCGCCUGGAGGAGGAAGUGCACGACAAGGUGGUUGCUCAGGACCUGGUGACCGCCAUGCUGAGCAUGAGACCACAGACCAGGCCCUCUGCUCAGCAGGUCCUGGCCCACCCCUUCUUCUGGAGCAGAGCCAAGCAGCUCCAGUUCUUCCAGGAUGUCAGCGACUGGCUGGAGAAGGAGGAGGAGCAGGAGCCCUUGGUGAUGGCUCUGGAGGCAGGAGGCCAUGGGGUGGUUCGGCACAACUGGUACACACACAUCUCGAUGCCGCUGCAAACAGAUCUGAGACGGUUCCGGUCAUAUAAAGGAACAUCAGUGCGAGACCUGCUCCGUGCCAUGAGGAAUAAGAAGCACCACCACAGAGAGCUCCCGGCGGAGGUGCGGCACGUGCUGGGCCAAAUCCCCGACGGCUUCGUCCAGUACUUCACAAGCCGCUUCCCAAGGCUGCUCCUGCACACACACCAGGCCAUGCGGAGCUGCGCCUCGGAGAGCCUCUUCCUGCCCUACUACCCACCAGCCUCUGCGGCCGGGAGCUGA
This is a messenger RNA of Echinops telfairi (small Madagascar hedgehog), 2655 nucleotides long. It is a transcript of the gene ERN2, whose product is annotated as endoplasmic reticulum to nucleus signaling 2. The coding region runs from base 1 to 2655 and encodes 884 amino acids. Gene Ontology annotation, molecular function: ATP binding; RNA endonuclease activity; protein serine/threonine kinase activity. Lineage: Eukaryota; Metazoa; Chordata; Mammalia; Afrosoricida; Tenrecidae. The record is from RefSeq and is a predicted model, not a curated record. The transcript has 22 exons. Gene Ontology annotation, biological process: mRNA processing; protein phosphorylation; intrinsic apoptotic signaling pathway in response to endoplasmic reticulum stress. Gene Ontology annotation, cellular component: IRE1-TRAF2-ASK1 complex.